Messenger RNA from Chanos chanos (milkfish), 1905 nucleotides. It is a transcript of the gene foxa3, whose product is annotated as forkhead box A3. The record is from RefSeq and is a predicted model, not a curated record. The coding region runs from base 424 to 1761 and encodes 445 amino acids. Gene Ontology annotation, molecular function: RNA polymerase II cis-regulatory region sequence-specific DNA binding; DNA-binding transcription factor activity, RNA polymerase II-specific; transcription factor binding. Gene Ontology annotation, biological process: cell differentiation; anatomical structure morphogenesis; regulation of transcription by RNA polymerase II. The transcript has 2 exons. Lineage: Eukaryota; Metazoa; Chordata; Actinopteri; Gonorynchiformes; Chanidae.
ACAGUACUCGCCCAUAGCCAACUAACUUAAGCGACGCACGGGCUACGAUUCAACUGAAACUCCUCUGAGGAUUCUUCCCAGGAUUAUUAAAACGUCAAGCCUUUUAAAAUGAUAAGUAUUUAUCAGUAGUUAAGCAAUGAGAAAAUAAUACACCAGAGAUCCACUGAGAGAAAUUGAAUAAUAGAGUUUUUAUUUUUAACUCAAAAGAAGACUUACAUUUACCCCACAACUUAUGUUACUAUUACCGUUUUCGUGGGGAUCGUAAACUGCUUCUUUCGGAAGACUGGAUUUUUCUUUUGGGGUCGAUAUAUCAUCAUAGAAAAAACAAAAAGAAAGAGAAAAGACAUACCAAUCUCGUGAUUUUUUCUUUAGUAAUUUGUUGAUACUACACUUUUUAUUUACAAUUUAAAACGUUUCUUUGGGAUGUUGAGCUCAGUGAAGAUGGAGUCUCACGAAAUUCCUGAAUGGAAUGCGUUCUACAGUGAAUCAAGUGAGAUGUAUUCCUCACCAAGCGCCAUGAAUUCCAGCCUGAGUUCAAUGAGCACCCUGAACAGUUACAUCAACCUGAAUUCUGCCGGUUCUGCAUCCAGCAUGAACAUGGGCUACCCCAGCACUGGACUCAAUAGCAACCAUCUUGCCUCCAUGGCUGGAGGAGCAAACCACAUGAGCCUGUCACCAGUCGGCUCAUCUCUGAACCCCAGCUCCCUCACACAGCUGGGCUCCCCAACCUCCUCUCUCAGCCCCCUCUCUCACUACCAGAGCAUGGGACAGCCCAUGGCUCAGCUCAGCUAUCCGUCUCCCACUUCACUAAACCGAACCAAGGAGGUUCCUAAGCCUUACCGCCGAUCCCUCACUCAUGCCAAGCCACCUUACUCCUACAUCUCCCUUAUAACCAUGGCCAUCCAGCAGUCCGGUAAUAAGAUGCUCACCCUCAACGAGAUUUACCAGUGGAUCAUGGACCUGUUCCCUUACUACCGCGAGAACCAGCAACGCUGGCAGAACUCCAUCCGUCACUCACUCUCCUUCAACGAUUGCUUUGUGAAGGUAGCACGCUCACCAGACAAGCCCGGUAAAGGCUCCUACUGGGCUAUGCAUCCAAACUCUGGCAACAUGUUUGAGAACGGAUGCUACUUGCGUCGACAGAAGCGCUUCAAGAUAGAGGACAAACCUGGCAAGAAGGGCACCUCAAAGUCUCAGGAUGGUGGGGCUGGCAAGGGCGGGCAUGGAGAUAGUCUUCAGGAGGAGCACAGCCCGGGCACAGGUUCUGAGGGAGCAGACUCAGCCCACUCCGACAGCUCCCACCCAGGUUCAGCCUCAGAGGAGCAGCAGCAGAGGAGUCUGGUGCAGUUGGAGUGCCCACAUCCAACUCCCUCACUGGCACAGAGUUCCCCAGUGCCUAUUCCUUCCUCUGUGCCAUCCUCCAUUGCUCCCUCUACCUCCCACCUCCACUCUCAGCCCAUGGGAGGCAGCCCCCACCUCCUGCCUAGCUCUAUGCAGCACCUUGACCUUCAGAAUGAUCCCCUUAAAUCCAUGGAUCCCCACUACAACUUCAACCACCCCUUCUCUAUCACCAACCUCAUGUCUAAUGAGCAGAAGAUGGAUCUCAAGUCCUACCAAGACCAGGUGAUGGCCUACAACAGCUACACGUCCACGUCACCAGUGGCUGCCAAACAGAUAUAUGACAGCGCAGGCCCGUCUGCUAUUGAUUCUGGAGCUUACUACCAGACCUUAUACAGCAGGUCUGUCCUCAAUGCGUCUUAACGCGUCCAACAGCCAAAUGGCAGCCAAGAGCUGCUGCGACUCUAACAGCUUUAGACACUAUAGAGAUAAAAUGGCUGACCUCUCAGGCAGGCUCCCACAGGAGGGACCAUUCUUCAUCAAAGACAGCUUUCUGCUGUGUCAGUG